This is a messenger RNA of Exophiala viscosa, 2261 nucleotides long. RefSeq lists its product as uncharacterized. Bases 299 to 1957 code for a protein of 552 amino acids. Lineage: Eukaryota; Fungi; Ascomycota; Eurotiomycetes; Chaetothyriales; Herpotrichiellaceae. The record is from RefSeq and is a predicted model, not a curated record. The transcript has a single exon.
GGAUCACAUGAUUAUGGCCACCGAACGAAACCAAGCACAACCUAAAGGGCACCUUCCUGUACUUGACCAAGGCCGAACGUCUAUGAGAGAAUUAGCCCAUAGAGACGUCCAGACGGCGUAUCAUCUACAGCCUUCGCCUCUUCAUGUCUGGGGUGUUGAUGUGGGAUUAAGUCCAAGAUCAAUCUUCUGAUCUCCCUCGCUCGCUGACUCAACCACAUUCUCAAGUAUAAUAUCCCCCCAGGUGAGAGAUCGCGGAGCGCGACAUCCUGCUCCGCCACGUGCCUGAAGUUCUUGCAAAAUGAAGAAGUCCAAGUUCAUGUUCAUCAACAAAAACCCUGAGUCCGAUUCGCUCUCUCACAGCAACAAGAAAGAGCGCAUCCAAAUACACAGUCAUGUCCAGAAAGACCGCCGGUACCACAAGUCCCAGAACGGCAUAAUCAUCACAGCUCAGCUACCUCAUCUGCAGCCUGGUCGUGCCGGCAGCAGCUCAGCAACCUCCAGUGGCCACUUGGCAAGCGAGAAAGGGGUCGAACCAAGACAUUCCAAGAGGAAGGGUUCGAAGCUACUUCUCAGCCAAGUCGGAUGUAAUGUGAAUAGUGGCAAUAGUGGACAGACGCAGCCACAGGACGCGAACAUCGAUCCUCUUCUCUGGGUAAUGUCUCAACACAACGACUCGAACCAAUCAUCUCCAGACGGUAUUCCGGUAUUUCCAGCUUCAGCAGAAGAAAACUUCGACCCCUUCGACGUCACUUGUGUCAGAGUCGACCAGUCUAUACACAAUCUGCUCCAGUAUUUCCUCAGAGUCCAUCAUCCUGCUACAUGGCAUCUUGAAGCUGGGAAGGAGCAGAAUUAUGCUUUUCGAUACGAUGCCUUGUCAGUCAUUCAAGGCUGUCUACACGAUCAGUACAACAUGUACUCGUUGUUAGCAUCCAUGUCCAGCUACAUGACGUUUAUCGAUGCCAUACCACCUUCGGGUCAUGGCAAUUUCUACAUUCACAAAGCUCUGCAGUCUUCCCAAAGAUACGUUGAAAGCCGUCAACCACUAACCAGCAGGACGAUUUUCAAUACUUUCCACCUUGGUUGUGCAGAAUGGUAUAGGUACAAUGUCGACGCGGCGGUCGUGCAUAUGAAGGGUGCGAAAGCAAUGGUCGACUCACUCGGCGGGUUGGGGUCACUACAGGGUCCGCUCGUGGAGCUACUUCUCAAUGGCGACGCAUACAUCGCAGCCGAGAUGAACCGAAAGCCACUCUGGUCCCAUGCCGAUUUCGAGCCCGGUGAAGACCAUCCUAUGAUCGGUUAUGCCCUCCAAGAACUUCAGAGAGUCCAGUCAGGCAAGGUCCGGACGGCAGUUGGCCUGCUCACGUCCACACAGCAAGAGAUCGUCCCGUCAAGUCUACGAUGGAUCAUCCUAGAUCUGACGGUCGUGCUGUCAGCACUGAAAAUAUCUCAGUCGUCGGCUCGCAAGGCCGACAAGUUACCCAAGGGUGGCCUGCACUGGAUAUAUCUCCGUAACCUAGCCAUCAAACAUCGCCUCCUGGAAAUCGAUCUGGAGGACCCCAGAAGCGAAGCCAUUCGCAUCGCAGUGCUCUUGUGGAUAUAUAUGUGUUUCACAUACGCCGGACGACGGAGAUCAAUCAAAAUCAUUGCCCCUUUCCUGCGGCAGACUCUGCUGAGAACAUCGAAAAAUGAUUGGACUGGCCACGAAGAAGUCCACCUCUGGACGUUGUGCAUCGGAGGUCUCUCAGCUACGCUAGGUAGCGACGAACACACAUGGUUCCUGACGGAGAUCAAGGACAGUCCCAUAGGCACACUUGGCGAUUCGGAGGUCAUCUUCGACGUCCUGGUGAGCUUGUCGCAUAAAUUCUUCUACCUCGAGUCGGCGCAGAAAUCCAUACUGAAGGCUCUCGCACAAGGUAUUUUUGCCACGACCCCGGGCAAAGCGGCAUCAAAAGCGUGAGUCGGUCCAAACAUCAAGAAUUUGAACAACCCCGCGCACUGAGGAAUGACAGAGCAUACCGCCAGAUGACAAGCGUGGCUGGACGCGCGCCUCCAGCUUCUUCCUGGAAAUCACGAGGUCGCGCUCCUCAGGCUACAAAUGCGACCCCAGAGCUUGGAAGUGCUAGAGAACAGAUGGACGGCGACGCCGGCUCAGUCAGGUCCAGUAUCAUGUUUGCUUCUGAGUAACUGGGCCAGCGCAGUUUCUGGGAGAGGGGCAACAUCGGCCAAAUGGCUGCCCAUGAAUCACUAACCCUCCCCGCAAU